CGAGCUCAAGAGCUUGUCCGCUCCUGCUCUUCACAAAACUGAAAAGCCCUACACUGAUUCUUACAUUCUCGAAACACUGUAUAGUAUAUUCUACAAGAGAGAUUGAAACAUCAGAAACAUUUGGCGCUAAUUUAGUGUCUCAGCUGUGAGGAUCGACAAAUGGAAGGAAGGAGGGUGAGGAGGAGCGGGAGAGGACAAAGCAAUCAAACUCUUUUGCCCUUGCGCGCACGCCGCCUUUCCAACACCAUUUCUUGUUGGUAUUGUGACUUCAAGUUCUCUAUGUUGAACGAGCCCCUCUUUCUUUUUGGACGACGACACUCUAGGUACUUGAGAUCUUGGUUUGCCAUGGGGGUUGGUUUUAGUUUGGCUGCAUUGCUUGGAGUUACUCUGAUUCUUCUCUGGGAAUUGGGCAGAAUUCUGCAUCCAUACAAUGAGGAGUCCCAAUUCAUCAAUUUAUUAAGUGGCUCUUUAUUUGGUUUUUCUUCUGGGCUUUCAGGUUUGACCAUCUCAGUUGCUGACAUUGGAUACUUGUGUAUAUCUACCAUUAUCUCUGUAUCUGUGCAUGAACUUGGGCAUGCUCUUGCUGCUGCAAGUGAGGGCAUACAAAUGGAGUAUAUUGCUGUGUUUUUGGCAGUACUAUUUCCAGGAGCUCUGGUGGCAUUUAAUCAUGAGAUAUUGCAGGCAUUACCUAAAUCUGCUGCUCUUCGUAUAUACUGUGCUGGAAUUUGGCAUAAUGCAGGACUUUGUGCUGUUUGUGCCAUUUCAUUGUUCAUCCUACCAUUGAUCUUGUAUCCAGUUUACAUACAUGGUGAAAGACCCAUGGUUUUAAAUGUGGCCUCAACAUCGCCAUUGUCUAGAUACCUGUCUCCAAAUGAUGUGAUUCAUUCUGUAGAUGGAAUCCGCAUUAACACUGUUCAAGAGUGGCUGCAGAUUGCUACUUCAUUAACUGAGCAGGAAUACCAAGGCAAUUACAGUGCUUUUAAAUCCAGUAGUGGAAAAGGGUACUGUGUUCCUAAUUCAUUGCUUGAAAAGAGAAUUCAUGUUCAAUUGAGAGGCAACGAGACAACUUGUCCAAAUGAUCUUAUUGCCUUUGUAGCAACAUCUUGCCCGGAAUUGAAAUUUUCAGGUGAUUGGCAAAUGGAAAAUAUUUAUUGCUUGUAUGCUAAAGAUAUUUUAAAGCUUGAGAAAUGUGGAGAUGGAUGGACAAAAAGUUCUGACAAUAGAAGCAGCUGCUUGUGCUCACAGGAGGAAUCUUGCCUUGCUCCAGUCCUAUUGCCAGGCGUUGCAUGGGUUGAGAUCACAUAUUUGAGGCCUUUUAUGCCAGGAUGUUAUCAGUUUCAAAGAACUCAUUUUCUAGAUGAUAAGAAUUCUGAUUUUGGUGACAAAGGUUGCUUCCAGAGCUUUGUAUUUAUUGGUGAUGUGGAAUCUUUGUUGGAUUCAGUUCAUAUGACUUCAUAUCAGCCUCGUUGGCCAACUAAAUUUGGUGCACAAUUUCCAAAUGUUCUGGAAAAGCUUUUGAUGUUUGUGUUUCAUGUCUCUCUGACACUUGCUCUUCUCAAUAGCUUACCGGUAUAUUUUCUUGAUGGUGAAUCCAUUUUAGAGUUAUUGUUGCAGUAUCUAAGGUUCUUGAGCCCAAGGAAGAGGAGAGUGGCUCUUAAAUGUUGCCUACUUGGAGGGACCUUCAUCACCACCCUAAUCAUUUUCCGGGUUUUUGUUUCAUUUUAAGGUAUUAUCAUACAGUAUUGUCCAAUCCUCCAUCUCUUCAUUGAUUUUGAUACCAGAUUAGAAAUCAUAUAAUGUUUUUCUUUAACACAUGUCACUGAAUUUGUACUUAAAUUGCUCAAAAUACAUCAUAGCUUUAAUAGAGUUGUCUCUAUGCAUGCUGAUUUGAGGCAUCAUCUUUAAGCGAUUUGUUAGCUCUUUGUAAAUUGGAUGCUGCAUGUAGAUUGAUCUCACCGUUUAAAAUUAUUUAAAUGUAAUUUCUUCUUGUUUUUUAA
Messenger RNA from Ipomoea triloba (trilobed morning glory), 1997 nucleotides. Its product is annotated as membrane-bound transcription factor site-2 protease homolog. Gene Ontology annotation, molecular function: metalloendopeptidase activity. The coding region runs from base 160 to 1725 and encodes 521 amino acids. The transcript has 10 exons. Gene Ontology annotation, biological process: membrane protein intracellular domain proteolysis; regulation of response to endoplasmic reticulum stress. Gene Ontology annotation, cellular component: cytoplasm; membrane. Lineage: Eukaryota; Viridiplantae; Streptophyta; Magnoliopsida; Solanales; Convolvulaceae. The record is from RefSeq and is a predicted model, not a curated record.